This is a messenger RNA of Striga asiatica, 1035 nucleotides long. The record is from the annotation of a GenBank genome assembly. NCBI's taxonomy places the organism in Eukaryota, Viridiplantae, Streptophyta, Magnoliopsida, Lamiales, Orobanchaceae.
AUGGAUCCAGUUCCGUGGUUUGAUAAUUUCCUAUGGAACCAUGAUUUACUUAUGAUCAUGGGCUGUGAAUGGAGCAAGGCAACUGAAGGUGUAACAUUUCUAAGAAUGGCGCCAGGAAUCCGUAAAACUCAAAUUAUUUCAAAAGCUGCUCUACAAAGCAUGCUUAACCAAGCUACCAAGGAUAGCUCAACUGCUGCAUCAGCUCGUAUUGGAGUCAGAGAACAUUUUAACCAAUCAAAUGUGUCAUCUGCUGGAGUGACUGGAGCAAGUGGAACUACUGAAGUUCAUCAUGGUUCUUCCGGAGAAGGUGAUAAUACUACAACAAAUCACACUAAUGAGAGUGGCAUUCCACAAACCCUUGAAACUCCCAACCCAAAUCAGAAUUUGAAUGCAGCUGAAGGCUCAACUGGUAACCUUCAGGAUACAUCAGUCACAGUGGCUGUUAAUGUUAUUUUCGUCAUGUUGGACUUUGUUGCUUUUGCUCCACUACGACCACCCAGGUGCGCCGCGACACCAUCACCAUCAUCUCGUCAUCUCCUCCUCCGCCAUCCUCCGAACGAGCGCAGACCAAUCGCCGGCGAGCCCCUCCGCCGCGCAGUCUCUGCAAAAUCUGACGCCGCGAGCCUCCCGCCGGCGAGUAUCCUCCGAGUGGACCUGCGAAUUUCGAUCAGAACCAGCCGCGAGCCCUCUGCGACGAGACCCCAGCAACGCCACGACCCGCUCUCCUCCCACGCCUUGAGUCGCUGCCCAGCGCCGCCUCCAUCUCGCGAAGAAUUCCGGCGACCCUUGUUCACGCGUGAAUUGCGGCUUCCGGCGAACCCUGUCACGACCAGACGCGGCGACCAGACGCGGCGACCAGCCUCUUCCUCAUAUAUUCACCGGCCAGCGGUGGCUCUUGGCCGCGCGAAUUUCGGCGGACAACCUCAAUGGCAACGACGGGGGCGGGGAGUAUUCGGGGACCUCAAUUCCCAGAAUAUUGAGUUCGAAGAAAAAAACAAAACCAUUCGAAACGGAGAUGGAGAGGGACGAAGAUGA